GAGACCGUUCAUAAUUCAUAUUACGAAGUUGACUGUGUCGUUAUAAUUUUGAAAGUAAUUUGGUCGUUGCUCAUCAAAACUUAUAUUUUUUAUUUAGAAUUGAGUUUAAAAUUGAUUCACGCAUGUGAAAAUAUUACAGAAUUAGUGUCGAGUGUGGUGUAUUUAGAAACAAUGAUUGCAUUUUCAGAAGACGUCGGAAAGGUUUUUGAGGAGGUCCUCCAAGAAAUCUCUCAGAAUGUUCGUACAUUGAUGGAGGAACUGUGGGUAACCUGGUCUCAUUUGGGUGUUGAUGAAAAAUCGAAAAUAAGUAACAUCACUAGGUUGGUACAAAUAGAAAAGGAGUUCCACCGAGAUAUCAUCUCUGAGACUGGUCAAAAGCUCAUCGCUUUACAGGCACAAGUUGAUAAACUUAAAGAAGAAACUGAAGAACUCAGCCGAUGCCUCUCAGUUGAUAUCAGUAUAUUAGAUUUUAAAGAAGAUAUGAUGUUAAUAGACUAUAAAAAACAGUUGGAAAAUCAAAUUGCAGGAUACAGAGAGCAAGUUGAGCAGCGCAGGACAAAAAUGGAAAGACUACUGGAAUGGCAGAACGAUCUGGCCGAUAAACUAGGUGUCACCAUACAGGAGUUGCAGGAGAUACCUCUACCGUCUGAAGAUGAGCUUAACAAACUCAAGGUUCAUUUGGAGAUGUUGCAAGCGGAGAGGGACAAGAGAGCAGAGACCUUUCUGAACACUCAAUUCGAAAUUAAGGAUAUAAUGGAUAAAUUGCAAAUCAAACCUCAGAACAAAUUUGAGCAUGCAGUGGUUACUUCAUUGUCUGUGGACUUUAGAGUGACUGACAUGAAUAUGGAUCGUCUUGCUAAGCUACAGCAAGACUUACAAGAGAAAUACGAGCAGACCAAUAAUAGGGUGUUGGAGCUGCGUGAACGUCUAGCCAAGCUGUGGGAUUGUUUGGAAGAAGACCAAAUCUACAGAGACAAUUUCUUGCAAGCUCACCCUGGUUGCAAUCCCCAUACUGAGAAUGCUAUCAAGGAGGAGCUUAAGAGAUGUGAUCAGAUCAAACGCCAGAAGAUUUCAGUAUUUGUAGCAAACGUCCGCACAAAGAUCAAGCUAAUGUGGGACAACAUCAUGUACUCGCGGCAAGAGCGUGAAGAGUUUGUGCAUUACUAUGAAGACAUUUUCACUGAAGAUACGCUUACAUUACAUGAAUUGUACUUGGAUAAAAUUACCAAGUUCUACAAUGAAAAUAAGCAAAUCUUCGAUCUGGUAUUAACCCGCAAGAAUCUAUGGCUCAAGAUGACGGAGUUGGAAGCUCGUGCGUCAGAACCGGGACGGUAUAACAACCGUGGAGGGCAACUGCUCAAGGAGGAGAAGGAGAGGAAGGCUAUUGCUAGCAAUUUACCGAAAAUCGAGGCACAAAUUCGUGAUCUGGUCAUGGAGUAUGAAGCUGUAUCUGGCAGGGAGUUCACUGUCGAUGGGAAACCUAUUCUGCAAUUGAUGCAAGACGAAUGGGAGACUAGAAAAGCAGAGCGGCACAACAAGGUGUCAGCCCGCAAGCAGGCGCUGACGCCGACGACGCCGUCGUUCCGCUCGCUGGCCACGUCGCCGCUCGGCAAGCGCGACCGCACCGCCGCCGGACUCGCGCACACCGCCGACCGACACAGAUUGCCCAUCAAGAGACAACUGGUGACGGGUAGCGCUAAGAAAGCCACCUCCACGUUUGCGUCCAACCUCUCUGCGCUCAAGAGAUCGGCGAUAACUACUGUUAAGAGGCGUAUAAGUGGAAGGCUAGCGGCACGUACCGCCGCAGAUGGUGUAGGGGAUAACGCCAAACGCAAACUGAACUAUGGGGAAGAGGGCAAGAAGACGCCCAAACUUAUUGUCAACGGCAGCAUCCUGAAACAUAAGCGACCCUCGCUGGGCCGGCGCCGCAGCACCCGCCGCUCGCUGAACGCCACGCGCUCGACCGACGGCGCCGAGCCGCGCGACCCGCUCACCGAGUCCACGCUGCUCACCACCUAUACGGACUUUAAGGAUGGCAUCCACGAAAAACAAGUGAGCCGCAGUUCGAUGGCGUGCAACCCUAAUGGCAUCGUCCCGACCGUAACAGUAACAGAAAACACCCCAAAAAAACCUCCGCGCAACUUCCAAAUGACGCCUAAAGUAGGCAAAGAGAACAACCUGCCCGUUACCCCCACGAAUCUCAUAUUCACACCCACAAGACUAACCAGAUCGGCGCUAAAACUCAAUAAUGAUGGGUUUGCUACACCCAGGACGCCAUUAAGCUCGAACAAAGCCAACCUCCAACGUCAGAACACGGCGACAAACAUGGCGGUGAAAACUACGCCCGGUAAUGUUAGCAGAUCAAAAUCACAUUCCCAUCUCAUCAGAGCGAAAAAUCUACCGCCUCUCAUCUAAGAUUUCUCGGUCCGAUCGAUGGUGUAAUGUAUUUUAUGUGUGCUAGCCAUAUGGAACAACUGACUUGUACUGUAUAUUGAAAUGGUUCAAAUAUAAAGAUAACUCCAUACUUCAGUACCUGUCUAUAUAAACAUAUGAGAGACUAUAAUUCCGGCCAAGAUACGAAACCGAGCAUUUAAAUAAUGCUUCGACAUUAUUUUUUAUGUAACACGCGUUACCAUAAAAGUUGGAAUUGAGAAAUGUGCCUUUGAAUAUUUAUAUGCACUGUUUUUAUUAAUUAACAUAACAUCUUAAAAGGUUCCGUCUUUUAUGAUAUCUUACAUAACUAUUAGCAAAUCGCCUUAUGAUUAUAUCGCUCAUAUGUGAUUUUCAAUGUUUUUACUGACCAUGUAUGUAUAUUGUAUAUGCCGUAGAAAUGUACAAUAAGUUAUUUUUCAA
Colias croceus (clouded yellow) is the source of this 2853-nucleotide messenger RNA. RefSeq names its product protein regulator of cytokinesis 1-like. The record is from RefSeq and is a predicted model, not a curated record. Gene Ontology annotation, cellular component: spindle; cytoplasm; mitotic spindle midzone. Bases 172 to 2415 code for a protein of 747 amino acids. Gene Ontology annotation, biological process: microtubule cytoskeleton organization; mitotic spindle midzone assembly. The transcript is spliced from 15 exons. Gene Ontology annotation, molecular function: microtubule binding. Lineage: Eukaryota; Metazoa; Arthropoda; Insecta; Lepidoptera; Pieridae.